UCGAGGUCAAGGACAAUCAUCGCGCAUCAGUUAAUGGAAUGUCACGGGCUGGCGGAACUCGUGGUGUUCUCGCUAUCUUCUCUGUACUCAAUUUCACCAGUAUAUUUCAAUAAUAACGUCCUUUCUGUUAUCCGGUCUUCAAAGCAACCAUAGAAGCUCAGCGUUAUGCUGAAAAAUGUCCUUCUACGAUAGGCCUCAACUUAUAUAGGUUACACUCCAUACUAAUUCGUACUCAAAUCAUCAUUCGUCUCUGACUCCAUUUAUUAGUUUGCGCUAACAUUCUUUCGAAUUCUAUGUCCCAAGACAUAUUAAAAAAUGCUGUCCAUUCUCAACGUGUUCGUUUCCUGUACAAAUUUAUACUUACUUUGCAUCGUUCACUGCCUUCGCAUUUACGGGAAAUUGGUGACAAAUAUGUGAAAACAGAAUUCAAGAAGCAUAAGGAUGCCAAACCCGAAUUUGUUCAACCAUUCAUGGUUGAAUGGACAAAAUAUGCAGUUGAAUUAUCAAUGCAAAUUCAACAGUCAAUACGAAAUUCGAAUAAUAAAAUUGGCGAAAAGGAUGAAAUUAAAAUGAACAAGGAAGAAGCGCUUGGUAAACCAUUGGAUGAAACUUCAUUGAAUUAUUUUUCUGAAACACAACUUAAUCAGCUAUUAACUUUAGCUAAAGAAAUUUAUGAUGAAAAUAAUAAACCAUUAGAAAACUAGUCGAAAAAAUAUCAACUUUAUUACAAUGUGUUGCGAACUAUAUCAAUAAAAUGUAGCG
This is a messenger RNA of Schistosoma guineensis, 762 nucleotides long. NCBI's taxonomy places the organism in Eukaryota, Metazoa, Platyhelminthes, Trematoda, Strigeidida, Schistosomatidae. The record is from the annotation of a GenBank genome assembly.